This is a messenger RNA of Penicillium bovifimosum, 342 nucleotides long. RefSeq lists its product as uncharacterized. The record is from RefSeq and is a predicted model, not a curated record. Lineage: Eukaryota; Fungi; Ascomycota; Eurotiomycetes; Eurotiales; Aspergillaceae. The transcript is spliced from 2 exons. The coding region runs from base 1 to 342 and encodes 113 amino acids.
AUGAACCAAAAUUCUAAUGUUGGACCCUGCCACGUCCAUAAUAGAAUGCGAUUGAGGAAGCCACACCUUAAAGACAACCUCCCGACCCAGCUAUGUCUUCUAUGUACUCGGGCUUUCUGCGUCGACCACAAGGGCUCUGAGGACGGUGUCUGUGAGAUUGACCAUGAGACAUACUAUCGUAAUCAUCCGGCGGCCCAGGAGUACUUGUAUCGGACGUAUGAGGACUGGAAGAAAGAUGGCGAGCAGAUGAUGGUUGAUGAAAUGUCGGGAAAUGAGGCGGAGCUGGUGGUGGACCGUGGGGAAACAGAAAGUGAGGCCCUGGGCAGACAUGGGAAUUUCUAG